This is a messenger RNA of Marmota flaviventris (yellow-bellied marmot), 1790 nucleotides long. RefSeq names its product tRNA methyltransferase 10B (gene Trmt10b). The record is from RefSeq and is a predicted model, not a curated record. Gene Ontology annotation, molecular function: tRNA binding. Gene Ontology annotation, cellular component: nucleoplasm; nucleus. Gene Ontology annotation, biological process: tRNA N1-guanine methylation. Lineage: Eukaryota; Metazoa; Chordata; Mammalia; Rodentia; Sciuridae.
CGCCGCUGCUGCAGCGCGAGGCGUUGGUCCCAGGUAUGUUCGGGGCUCGUUUCCGGUGGGAUAGGAGUUAAGAGGCUCAGUAUGCGAGCACCUGCAUGCUCUUGGCCGGUGGCGGCAUUGAGGUCGAGUGGCCGCGGUACGCUGCCUUCUUACUGCUUCCUCUUCUUGCCACCCCUCGCGCUCGCGCUCGUGGCCUGCGGGGCAGGAGGGACCCGUGUGCUCCCGGGUCUGGAGUCUGGGUGUUCUAGUGCUGGUGGGGUGCUUACCUACCAUGCGCGAGGCUCUAGAUUCCACUCCCAGCUCCGCAAAAAGAAAGAAAGAAAAACAAUAACAACAACAGCAAAAAAAAAAAAAAAAAAAACCAACAAAACUAAUAAAAGAUGUAAAAUGUGAGGGGGAUUUGCUUAAGUGAUUUGAAGUAUCAUUCGAAGCCGGACAGAGACUGGCACAUGGACUGGAAAUUGGAAAGGAGUGUUCAGAGAACAGAGUCACCAGAGUUGCAGGGGCAAGAAGGCAUCCUAGAAGACAUAGGUGAAGAUGGACUCUCUGAAAGCUUCCAGCUUCUGCAGAUUGAUGUGGAAUGUGACUGCCCAGACAGGGAGCCCCUCCCCACAAGCAGUGCAACAUGGUGCUCGAAAAAUGUCCAGAGAAAACAGAGACACUGGGAAAAGAUAGUUGCAGCAAAGAAGAGCAAAAGAAAGCAAGAAAAAGAAAGAAGAAAAGCCAACCGUGUAGAAAAUCCAGGCAUCUGCCCCCAGCACAGCAAAAGAUUUCUGAGAGCCUUAACCAAAGAGAAACUCUUGGAGGCCAAACAUUCAGGACCAAGACUGUGUAUUGAUUUGAGUAUGACUCAUCACAUGUCAAAGAAGGAAUUAAGUAGGCUGGCUGGACAGAUCCGAAGGUUGUAUGGUUCAAACAAAAAAGUUGACAGACCCUUUUGGAUCUGCCUUACUGGAUUCAUGACAGAUAGUCCUCUCUAUGAAGAAUGUUUGAGGAUGAAUGAUGGAUUUUCUAGUUACCUGCUGGAUGUAACAGAAGAAGACUGCUUUAGUUUAUUUCCCCUGGAAACCCUUGUAUACCUGACUCCUGAUUCAGAGCAUGCUCUUCAAGAUGUUGACCUAAACAAAGUUUACAUCCUUGGUGGACUUGUGGAUGAAAGCAUUCAGAAGAAGGUGACGUUUCAAAAGGCCCAGGAGUAUUCUGUCAAGACAGCCCGCUUACCAAUCCAGGAAUACAUGGUCAGGCUCCAGAAUGGGAAAAACUAUCAUUCAGAGAUAUUGGCUAUCAAUCAAGUGUUUGAUAUCCUGUCCACUUUCUUGGAGACUCACAACUGGCCUGAAGCAUUGAAGAAAGGAGUUUCUUCGGGAAAAGGCUAUGUUCUUCGAAAUUCAGUGGAAUAACGGGCAGCCUAAGAUUGCAGCUGCAGGAGAUGAAGUGCCUGAGGUGUUUCAACCAAAGAAAAGGGCAGAGGGUAGUAGUGGCAUACACUUGCCUUUACUUGAUAUCUUGAAUCUUCAUAGUAUAAACUAAUGACAGGGACCAUAUUUUAUGCUUUUGCAUUGUCCACAGUGCCUGGGUCACAGGAAGUGCCCUGAUCAAUGUUUUAAAAAAGAAAUUAUAUAACAAGGAUUAGCUCUAAAACUACAUGACUUUGGAUAUGUUAAUUCAUCUUUUAUACUUCUCUAUUUGUGAAAGACCCUACUUUUAAAGACUGUUUAUGUGGCAAAAUAAUUGUUAUAUCAAUUAUUUUAUAUAUACUAAACUGGCAUUAAAUUGUAUGACUUUCUCCA